GAAGAAUGAUUAACUCAAGUGUGGAAUUUAAAACGGAAUUCACAACACAAUGUAAUCCAAAGUGAAGCAGCGCAAUUCAGAAGUAAAUAUGGAAAACAGCGAAAUUCAGCUUGGAGAUAAAAAUAAACAACUUGAGUUUUUAAGAAACAUAUGGAAAGCAGCAGAUUCAAAACCAAAGGUGGUUAAAUCCAAAAUUGAUACAACAGAUAAAUGUAACAUUGAUUUAAAUUCAAAGAAAACAAUACGACUGGAUAGAUAUGCAAGCCCACAUUCUGCUGAGUCACAACUGAUUACGGAUUCAGAGGAUGAAGAUUUUUUAGAGAAUAGGCAAUCCUUAUCAUAUCCCGCCAAAUCCCAUGCUGCCGAUGAUGACGACGACGAGGUAAUUCACAACAACUUCUUCGCCAGAGAUGUAACACCUCAAGUCGGACGAGAAAUCUUUACCACUUCAAGUCUACCUACUGGUCUUAUCGUCGUCGUGAACUCCGACAGAUCAAAAUCGGAAGCGAGAAAGAGUUCCGAUGAUGAAAAUCCUCCUCAAGAAGAAAUUGGUUCUGAAGAAGAUUCAACAACCACUGAGGCGUCUAAAAGUGGGUGGAAAGACAUAAAGGCCGGAAGUAUGGUCAUGCUGUCAGUAAGCUAUAGGCAUAAAGCAUGUAGAAGCAUGGAUGUUACAGAUCUUUCGAACGUUUUCUAUCGAAAAUCACAGUCAGGCAUAAAAUAUGACGAUGAAUUUUCUGAUGGUGCCAACGAUGAUUAUGACAGCGACCACUACCAGACUCACUGCCACAACCAACAACAUCAUUGUCACCACCAGCACCAACACUGUCACCACAACCAUCAGGGACACCACAUUGUCUGCCGCACACAUGGCUCUAGCUAUUCAGGAAAGGAGGAAGAGAGAAAAGAGAAAUAUCCAUUUGAUUACUGCGAUGUGGAGAGAGAACCUCCCAAAAGCUUCAGGACUAUUGGAGGAUGUGGAACGUGUCGAAAUUGCAAAACAGGAAAUAUGGUUUCCACGAUGGAGCAGCUAACUGAGACCAUUGACUGUGAAAUCCAUGAUGUGGUCCCAGAUGGCAACUGUCUCUUCCGCUCUGUUGUUGAUCAACUGAGAAUGAACGGAGAAUUCCAUUGGACAGCUAGAACUAUACGUCAUAAGGCGGUGGAAUUUUUGCGGGAAAAUCCCUGUCAUGAAGAUGGAUCUCACCUUGGGAUGUUUUUAUCCACCGAAUCCUGGGAUGGAUAUUUGUGUAGAAUGUCCAGAGACAAGGAAUGGGGCGAUCAACUUAUUUUACGAGGAAUCAGCAGUGUCCUGGGAAGAACUAUUUCGAUCAUCAGUGCGAUUGGAAGUGGCCAUAAUCAAACCACAAUCGAACCGUCUAUUCCUAGCGAUGACAUUACAAAGAAGGAACCACUGCAGUUGGGUCAUUUUGACGAGCAACAUUAUGUUAGCCUCAGGAAGAAAAACUGGUCAGAUACCUGGUUUGAAUUGGUUUCCACAGCGGAUGCCAGGUUAUUCCGUCAAGUUUCCGUGCCAUGGAAACUACUACGCUCCGAUUCCAUAAGGUAUCCCGAACCACGGAAACCUCAGGAAACCUGA
Molecule: messenger RNA, 1600 nt
Organism: Saccostrea echinata
Lineage: Eukaryota; Metazoa; Mollusca; Bivalvia; Ostreida; Ostreidae
Exons: 6
Coding region: 89-1600 (503 amino acids)
Biological process (GO): protein deubiquitination
Molecular function (GO): cysteine-type deubiquitinase activity
Source: RefSeq, a predicted model, not a curated record